AUGCCGCUCCCAUUCUCAGAGGUUUGCACAUUGCUAUCCCGGAUCGAGGACCUUGAGUUGCGCGAUCCGCCAUUUCUAAACGUGGGAGAGAAGUCGACUCAGAUCAAAGCCGUGGUCGACUCAUGGUUCAAAUCGCAUCGAAAUGCGCUCAACAGUCUGGCCGUGAAAGAUGCAGUCGCGUUUCUGUCUACCUUGCUGCCGGAGCGGAGGACCGAUCGCGUCUACUAUAUCCAAGCGACGCGUCUUUGCAGGAUCUUGAGCAGAUGUCUGAGUCUUAGCGCCGCUCUGACGAAGGACCUGCACGCGUACAAGGAGGCUGGCCGAGGAGAUCUGGGAUCCUGUGUUGAGCGAGUACUGGCUGUGGGCGGGCCACCAGCUCAUCCUCCUCCCGGCUUGGCUGAAGUGGAUGGCAUGCUCGACGAGCUCGCUAGCCAAAGCAGAUUCUCGGCGAAGUCGUUUACCAACCGUCUACCACACUCUUCAGCGAAGAAGGACGGCCCUCUUGGAGACGCUUUCAAGCGCCUCACGCCGAUUGAGGGUAAAUGGCUGGUUCGACUCAUUCUGAAAGACUUGGCUCCCCUGCGUUUGGACGAAGGGCUAGUCUUCAGAUCCUUCCACUUUCUCCUACCAGACCUUCUGCUAUUUCAGAAUGAUCUCGCAGCUGCGAUCGGCUUGCUCCAGCGGUCGUUAUCCGAGUACCCUGCGAGCUGCGAUCCGAGGUCCGAGAGACUGCAUCGACAGAGCGCUCGCGCUAAGCUAACGCCUAUCGUCGGUGUCAAGAGGGCUGGAGGUCAGAAAUGGGUACUCGAGAGAAAGUACGAUGGAGAGUACUGCGAGAUUCACAUUGACCUCAAGCGAUCACCGAAUGUCUCUGAGUGCAUCACUAUCUUCUCGAAGAGCGGCAAGGAAUCUACUUCUGACCGCAGCGGGUUACACCAGACCAUCACUGACUGCCUCCGACUCGGCAAAGCAGAUUGCAAAAUCAAAAGACAAGCCAUUCUACUGGGCGAGAUGGUCGUCUACUCCGACAGCGAACGUCGCAUCCUGCCUUUCGAGAAGAUCCGGAAGCAUGUUCCUCGUUCUGGAUCCUUCAUCGGGACGGACUAUGACUCCCUACCAAAGUCUGACGAGCAUCUAGCCAUUGUGUUCUUCGACAUACUUCUACUCGACAGUGAACUUGUCCUCAACAAGCCCAUCGACGAGCGGCGAAUGUGGCUGCGAGAGGUCUACACCAAAGUUGCUGGUCGUGCUUUCAGCUCUGAGUGGAAGAUCGUGGACUUCUCGGACGCAACACGUUCGACGAAAGUGCUCGUCAACCAGUUUGCGGCCUCAAUCGCCGAGAGAUGUGAAGGCUUGAUCCUGAAGCCAUGCGGUGUCCCGUACUUUGCCCUCGAGUCUGGCGCAAACGGGCGACUGCAGACGUUCAUGAAGCUCAAGAAAGACUACAUUGCUGGCCUGGGCGAUGAAGCUGACUUCGCUGUUAUUGGCGCCAGCUACAAUGCACAACAAGCCGCGAAGUGUGGGUUGCCGAAUGUGCAGUACACGGACUUUCAUCUUGGCUGCUUGAUGAACAAAGAAGAGGUCCUGCGCUUCGAUGCUCGCCCCUUAUUUCGCCACGUUGGGACGAUACAGCAGGACUUCUGCAUACCCAAGCCUGUACUGCAGGCCGCGAACGAGAUCGGGAAGUUCUGUGCGAAACCAUUCAACGCAGGCAGAACGACAGAAUCCUGCAGCUUCGACGUCGACACCGCAAGACUCUCGAGGCCAAUGGACGUCCUCUUCGAUCAACCCUUCGUCUUCGAAGUUCUCGGCUCGGGGUUCGAGAAGCCAUCGAACUGUGACUUCUUCAUGCUGCGACAUCCACGCAUCAAGAAGAUCCACCAGGAUCGGAGUUGGAAGGAAUGCACAUCGUUCCAGGAGUUACAGAAGCAAGCAUCGGACUCACGAGCGGUUACGGUGGUCUCGGAGUCGCAGGAGAUGAGGAACUGGGUCGAGCGUCUGGAGAAGAAAUGCCGAAAGAAGUUCGAGAGGCAGAGAGCGACGAAGACGCCUUCGACGGUGCGGACUGUCACAACGAGUGCGAGCCAGAGGAGCACCGCAACCACAGUACAUACGGCGAAGGUCGUGGAGAUCGACGAGAAUGCUCUGGAUGGCACCACACUCAUUGCUACUACUUCGCCGAAGCGCAAGCGGCCAUCAACAGAUGUUGUGAACACGCCGUGUCCCGCAAACAAACGGCCACGGUCUGAGAACAACCCCAAACGAAGCACAGCGGCAAGACCGGCCUGCGAGCACGCAGCUCCUGUCUCACAACCACUGGCGGAUAUUACCAAUACCGCCAAUCAGCCUCCUCGCUCUGCCCAAUCUCCAGCCAAGGCACCCGCAAAGACACCUCACCCUUCCUCCUCCCGACCCAAUCAAACCAAGAACCCAUCCUCCCUACUCUCCCGCCUCCAAUCCCUCUUCCAAACCACCUACCCCCCACCACCCCCACCAAACCCCCUCUGCAACCCCGCCACCUGUCCUCUAGCCAGCACAGCAAUCUACCUCGCCCCCUGCAUCGCGCGCACGCCUUACAUCGCGCACGACCUCCUCGGCAGCCACGACAACGUCAUCGUUGUACCCUCGUUGGAAUGCUGGGAUCGCGAGUGCUGUCCUGCUUCGUCUCGAUCUGCUUCGUCAACGAUCUCCUCGUCCCCACCGAGGUCAGGCUUCGAGCAGCCCCCGGAAGUGGUGAGGGAAAGUCAAGCUUACCAGGGUAUGAAGAGGCUAGUAGUCGUGGAAUCGAAGCGGAAGCAGCAGGUUCCGGAGAUUGUGGGGCAGUUGGAGGCGCUGCAGAAGAAGGGAUGUUUUGGUGAGGGGGAAGGGGAGGGGUUCGAGGUAUUGGAUUGGAGGGUGCUGGAGCGGUGUUGA
This is a messenger RNA of Saxophila tyrrhenica, 2913 nucleotides long. RefSeq lists its product as uncharacterized. The transcript has 2 exons. Gene Ontology annotation, biological process: DNA recombination; double-strand break repair via nonhomologous end joining; nucleotide-excision repair, DNA gap filling. Gene Ontology annotation, cellular component: DNA ligase IV complex. The record is from RefSeq and is a predicted model, not a curated record. Gene Ontology annotation, molecular function: DNA ligase (ATP) activity; DNA binding; ATP binding. NCBI's taxonomy places the organism in Eukaryota, Fungi, Ascomycota, Dothideomycetes, Mycosphaerellales, Extremaceae. The coding region runs from base 1 to 2913 and encodes 970 amino acids.